This is a messenger RNA of Symbiodinium sp. CCMP2592, 1056 nucleotides long. Lineage: Eukaryota; Dinophyceae; Suessiales; Symbiodiniaceae. The record is from the annotation of a GenBank genome assembly.
AUGUCCCGUGUUGCUGGCAUCGUGUGCGCUGUCUCCCUGGCCCUCUACGGUGCCAGCUGCUUCAUCGUGCCUACCACUCUGCCCAAGGGCGCACCUCAGACCGAGUCGGGUGCUGUGGUGGGACAGCCAAGCGCCAUCGACGGCACCCCCGAGUCAGCUUCCUGGAGCCCGCUUGCUGUCGGUGCAGCCCUGGGUCUCUUGAUCGCCGUGGCCACUGGCCGACCUGCUCUCGCCGCGGACCUGGAGAACGGUGAGGCCAUCUUCAACGGCAACUGCACUGCCUGCCACGCCGGCGGAAAUAACUCCAUUGUGGCCGAAAAGAAGCUCAAGAAGGAAGCUCUUGUCCAGUACGGCAAGUACGACGUCCAGGCCAUCAUCACCCAGGUGACCAACGGCAACGGUGCCAUGCCUGCUUUCGGCGAGAAGCUGGGACCCGAUGACAUUGAGGAUGUGGCCAACUACGUCUACAGCAAGGCUGACAAGUGGAUGCUUGCGACAGCAUGUUCUUGGGCAGGCGUUUGGCUGUUGCUAGGGACGAGUUGUAGCCUGAAUCUCAGCACAAAGACCAUGUCCCGCGUUGCUGGCAUCGUGUGCGCUGUUUCCUUGGCCCUCUACAGUGCCAGCUGCUUCAUCGUGCCUACCACUCUGCCCAAGGGCGCACCUCAGACCGAGUCGGGUGCUGUGGUGGGACAGCCAAGCGCCAUCGACGGCACCCCCGAGUCAGCUUCCUGGAGCCCACUUGCUGUCGGUGCAGCCCUGGGUCUCUUGAUGGCCGUGGCCACUGGCCGACCUGCUCUCGCCGCGGACCUGGAGAACGGUGAGGCCAUCUUCAACGGCAACUGCACUGCCUGCCACGCCGGCGGAAAUAACUCCAUUGUGGCCGAAAAGAAGCUCAAGAAGGAAGCUCUGGUCCAGUACGGCAAGUACGACGUCCAGGCCAUCAUCACCCAGGUGACCAACGGCAACGGUGCCAUGCCUGCUUUCGGCGAGAAGCUGGGACCCGAUGACAUCGAGGACGUGGCCAACUACGUCUACAACAAGGCUGACAAGUGGUGA